AUGUUCAAUAGCGAAGCCAAGUUUGGGCAAUACCUCUUUCAAGGGUGUAUUAACCUUGCUGAGUUUACCUUAAGUGAGCUUCCAUCCCCCCGAGGGUCAGCACUGCAAGCUAGGACCGGUGAGUUAACACCGGGCUGUCUUAGCUCUACGGGAAUCACCGCACUUGCUCUCACAAAGCAUUUUGUAGCUAUCGGAGCGCAUGCAUGCGACAGUUGCCGACUGCUUAAGAGUGUAGACCUUUGCAACACCAAUGUUGAGGAAAUUCCGGAAUUCGCCUUUGUGCACUGCACUAGUCUCAGAGAAGUCCUCCUUCCGACAACUCUCCAUACAAUCCGAGUCAAAGCCUUCAUGAACUGUGCAGCCCUAGUUGAGCUUGCCAUCCCGCCCUCACUGAGGUACAUUGGAAGUAGGGCCUUCCUAGAUUGCACUGUCUUUAGUAGGCUUGCCAAGAUGCCAGGAAGGCAUAAAUGGCGAGGAGUCUAUGCUGAAGAGAAUGCUUUCGCCAUUUGUCCUGCUAUGCGAUGGCCACCCUGGCUGCAUAUGAUCCCGGACAUGGGGUAUACCCCUGGUCUUGGAUGA
Molecule: messenger RNA, 579 nt
Organism: Pocillopora damicornis (cauliflower coral)
Lineage: Eukaryota; Metazoa; Cnidaria; Anthozoa; Scleractinia; Pocilloporidae
Source: RefSeq, a predicted model, not a curated record